Messenger RNA from Brugia malayi, 459 nucleotides. RefSeq lists its product as uncharacterized. The record is from RefSeq and is a predicted model, not a curated record. The transcript is spliced from 3 exons. Lineage: Eukaryota; Metazoa; Nematoda; Chromadorea; Rhabditida; Onchocercidae. Bases 1 to 459 code for a protein of 152 amino acids.
AUGUUUUUUGCACUGGAAGAAUGUAAAAAUUUGCUAAUAUCAUACAAGGAUGAAAUGGAUUUUGUGAAGAAGAAAAAACCAUUGGAGCAAAUUGCAUUAGAUCAUGCCGCAUGCACAUUAGGUGAAAAUUCCGAAACUGAAUUCAUCAUUCACGUCGAUAGACGCAAAAUAGAAUUUGAUGCGGAAAAUGAACGAAGCGCAAAAAAAUGGUUUAAUGCGUUGCAACAUCGACGUGAAAAUAUUGAAAUGAUCACAAGCGUACGACGAAAAAAGGCGCAACCAUUUGAAGUGAUACACUUUGAAACUACAUCAAGCGAAAGUGAUUGCGAUGAAAAUAAUUGCGCCAAAGAAAAUGGAACAAAACAAGUAACUGAAUUAGCUACAAUGAAAACUAAAAUGAUGUCAGGCAGAAGCCUGAAAUUAAUUAGUUACGUUGCUGCUCAUAUUGUCAAAUUAUAA